This is a messenger RNA of Photinus pyralis (common eastern firefly), 3221 nucleotides long. Its product is annotated as zinc finger MYM-type protein 1-like. The record is from RefSeq and is a predicted model, not a curated record. Bases 437 to 2974 code for a protein of 845 amino acids. Lineage: Eukaryota; Metazoa; Arthropoda; Insecta; Coleoptera; Lampyridae. Gene Ontology annotation, molecular function: protein dimerization activity. The transcript is spliced from 2 exons.
AGCCUAGGGCCCCAACUUUAAAGGGGCCCCAUAAAAUGCAAAAAAUUUAAAUAUAAACAGAUAAAUGUAAAUUCUUUUUAUUUAUAUUUAAUUUUAAAAUAUGAAUGAAUGUAAAAAUCAAAUUAGGAAGAGCGCCUCGAUUUGGUAAAGGGUAAAUGCUUCCGGCGCGUUCCGGCUCAAUGACAUCGCUGGCAAGUGCAACGUCGUACCUCGUAAGGCUCGUACGUUGCAACGAAACGAAGUGUGAUUGUGGGAAGGAGGGCAAGUAGCUGAUAGUGCAAUUCGUCAAUGAGCCGCUGCUGCACGCGUUCGCGUGAAAUACAUUAUACAUAAAGUUAAAGUAAAGCCUAUAUUAAUUUAUACUGAGUUUUUCACAGUGCUGGAACUUCGAAAGUGCAAUUUAUUUUAUUAAAUAAACAUUCAAGGUGUCGGCAGUAUGAAAAGGUCAUAUGAAUCUGGAUCUGCCAAACGAAAAAAGCAAAAAGAACGCAUUGUGGAACAGGAGGCUCUUAGAAAUUCAAUGGCGUCAUUUUUAUCUAACUCCUCUGCUAUGACGAGAAAUCUCGACCCACCAUCUAGUACAAGUAUAUGUAUUCCUGUUCCGCAAAGGCAAAGGCAAAGUACUUCAGAAUGUGGAAACCGAAACACUAAAGAUGAAGACGACGACGACAUUAUCGCGAAUACCUUGCAUCAAGAAACUUCAAAUUCACGUCAUCAUGAGGAUACGGGCGAUACGGAUACGGGGAUAAUUGUGAACGACUUGAAGCUUGACGAUACUAGCCUCCAGUUAGGGGAUAUUGCGAAGUGGCCAACAGACAUUUCAGAAAAACUUAUUGGUGAAAUCUUGGAUAGUGUUCCUAAAAAUUUUGGAAAAAUUGAAAAUUUAAAAUCAUCCUACGUCGAUAAGGAAAAAGUAUAUACCAGAACUUUUCAAGAGUCAAACUUUUACACCAUCAAAUCAAAUGGGAUUAAGGAAAAACGUGAGUGGUUGAUAUUUUCAGACACUAGUAAAUCGGUGUAUUGUUUUGUUUGCAAACUUUUUUCACGUUCACGUGUUUCUUCCAAAAUGAUCGUAGGGUGCAAUGACUGGAAAAAUAUUUGUAGAAUAUUAACUGAUCACGAACGUUCCCAGGAGCACGUUAAAUCUAUGUGUUGUUACAAUAAACGACGUUUAUCGUCAGGCCGAAUUGAUGCUGAGCUGUGUAAACAGUUGAAGUCUGAAGAAAAUUAUUGGCGAGAAGUUUUAAAAAGAGUCGUUGCUACAGUUAAACUGUUGGGUUCGCUUGGAUUGGCAUUUCGGGGCACUAAUGACACCGUAGGGUCCCAAAAUAAAGGCAACUUUUUGACAUGUUUGGAAUAUUUGAGUCAGUUUGAUAAUUUUUUAAAAUCGCAUUUAGAAAAAUACGGAAAUUGCGGUAAAGGGAGUGUUAAUUAUCUAUCCCAUAGUAUCUGUGACGAAUUUAUUAAUUUAAUGGCUAAAAAAACAUUAGACGUAAUCUUGGAUGACAUUAGAAACGCGAUGUAUUUCUCACUUAGCGUAGAUUCUACACCUGAUAUAUCUCACGUAGAUCAAUUGGUUUUAAUCAUCAGAUAUUUAAACCAACACGGCGAGAUAAAAGAAAGAUUUUUGGGAUUCAUACCCAUAGAAGCACAUAACGCAGAACAUUUGGAAAAUGUAAUUUUAGGUGCUUUUAAAGAGUUUUCACUAGAUAUUACCAAAUGUAGGGGGCAAAGUUAUGAUAAUGCGGCAAACAUGUCAGGGGUGUACUCUGGCUUGCAGUCCCGAAUUAAAAAACAUAGCCCCACUGCAUUUUAUGUUCCUUGUACAAGCCAUUCGUUAAAUUUAGUGGGAAAUAACGCAGCAGAAUCUUGUUUUGAUGCUGUGAAUUUUUUUUCUUUUUGUCAAAAUCUAUUUACUUUUUUUUCGGCGUCAACUCGCCGAUGGAAUGUAUUAAAGAACAUUCUCCCAAAAGAUGGUGUAACCCUAAAAAAAGUGUGCGAUACAAGAUGGUCAGCUAGGGCCGAUGCUAUAUUGGCUCUUAAAAAGGGCUACAAAGAAAUACAGCAAGCUUUAAUGAAAAUGUAUCAGUCUGAAGACGAAAAGCCUGUAGCGCGCACUGAAAUAAAAGGGUUAAUCAAACAUUUUGAAAAAUAUGAAACGGCCUUAUUAACAACUUUAUGGUAUAAAAUAUUAGUGAGGUUAAAUUAUACAAGUAAAGCACUCCAAGAUCCAAAAAUUAAUUUGUUAAAUGGCGAAAACUUAUUAAAAUCUUUAAAGCAGUUUAUAAUAGAUGUUCGGGAUAAUUUCAUACAAAUUGAAGAUGAAGCUAAGGUGUUGACUGACUCAUGUGUGUUUAAUGACGAAAGAGUCCGUCAAAAAACAAGAAAAUUGCAAAGUGACGAGACAUCAACUAAUGAAGUAUUUUUGAGAGGUCGCAAAAAGUUUAUUACACAAACGGUUUAUGUUAUUUGUGACAAUAUAAUUAGUGAACUAGACAGAAGGAGCCAAGUUUAUACCGAUAUUUUAAAAAAUUUUAAAAUAUUUUUUGAUACUAACUUGACAGAUAUAGAAGUUAAUCUUUCUAUUAGUAAAAUAAAAGAGGUAUAUAAAGAUGAUAUUAAUGUCGAUUACUUUCAAGAGGAAAUGUUACAUUUUUUAAAUUAUGCGAAAGAAGAAAAUAUUACGGAUCCGUUUGCUAUGUACAAGCAUAUUAACGAUGGUCUAAGAUCCACGUUUCCAAACGUAGAAACAAUUUUAAAAAUAUUUUUGACAUUGCCGGUUAGUAAUGCUUCUGGAGAGCGUGCCUUUUCAGUUUUGAAAAGGAUCAAAAAUUAUUUAAGGAAUAGUUUGCUACAAGAUAAAACUACUAAUCUUUCAAUGCUUUUUAUCGAAUCGGAUGUGGUAAGCAGCAUACCUUUCGAUGACAUUAUUGAUAUCUUUUCAAAACAAAAAACCAGAAAAAAGAAUUUUUAAUGUGUUCUUUUUCUUUUUUCUAGUAGGAUUUCUAUAUUUUUAAGAAUCUGCGUGAUACACAUCGGUUACUGUAUCAUGUAUGUUUUGUUUGUUAGAAACUUGUUUAAAAAUAAAAACAGUUAAUAAGAGUUUAAAUAGUUGUUUUGCAUUUUCCCUUAGGUAAUCGAUUGAUUAAAUUCGAGAUUAAAUUUAUGGACCAAAACGCUAAAUCAAGGGCCUCAAUCAACGUCUAGCGCCUAGGGCCUCA